Molecule: messenger RNA, 3857 nt
Organism: Momordica charantia (bitter melon)
Lineage: Eukaryota; Viridiplantae; Streptophyta; Magnoliopsida; Cucurbitales; Cucurbitaceae
Source: RefSeq, a predicted model, not a curated record
AUUAGUGUUCUUAUAUUUCUAAUUGCAUUUAGAGAGAGGUUCGGAUUUGAUUUGUAAUGUCUGAAACGUUUGCAUUCUGUGUAGUUUUUGGAGGAGGGAGAAGAAAACAGAUGAAUAUGCUUGAAUUUUAUAGUAUUUUUAUAUGUUUUCUCUUUCUCUCCAAUCAUUCAUGAGGAGGGCUAUCGAUGAGGCCUUACAGGCUUACAGUAUACUAUUUCAAGAAAACAAAUAAAAAGAGUAUCUGCUCUGCCUUUUUGGAUAGCUGGGGACCUUUGUCCCUUAUGUUAGUCAUGGCAGCAUCGUAAGCGACUGAGAAGAUGACCGGUCGGUUUAUCUUAUCUUGAGCUCCUCAAAAUGUGUUUGAAUGGACCACAGAAUUGUUCGCUUUCAAUUCGGUUUUCUGGUCUGUCUUUGUUCAUGUACUGGCAGUUGCUCGCUUGCGUCUAAUUUCAAUUUUGCGUUCCGCAAGAUAGGAAGUUUCGUUUGGUUUUACUCUAGUCUAGUAUAGACCACACCUCGGUUUUCGGAAAUUGGCUUCCUGGAUAAAAGAUAACUCAAAUCUCGGAUUUUAAUAUUGAAGACAUAAGAAAAAGUAGGGAGGCAAGAAACAAUUUGACCCCUAGCCAUUAUUAUUUCCUUUCUUCUUCUCCAUCAUAUUCGAAUGCAUUUGAGUGGGGCGAUGAGGAUGGCGUUUACACAAGUCAAUUUCAUAUCCUAUCAACCCCUUCCGUAAAAAGAAGUAAAAGAAAAAAGAACGACCUGCCGUGUUUGUGAUCUCCUGUUUCCAUCUAAUAUUGAAGGAUUAGGAUCUUUCCUGUCAUGAGCUAUAUUCAAAGCAAGUAGGAAUACUGCAAAUACAACUGGACCUUCCUGAACCUAUAUGGUUAUAUGGAACGGGCUGAGAUUGAAAGAUAUUUAGAUGAUCAACGAUCCUUGGGUACCUCUGGACGAAUUUCAUUGCGUCAUGCUAGCGAAAGUGUAAAGAUUCAUGAGAAAUUCAAUAAAGAAAGACAUAGUUUUACAUAUGGUGAGAUCCAUGAUAGCCCUCAUAAGGCUUCUAGAAACCAUCAGAAGGAUGUAAUUUCAGGAAAGAUAACCAAGAAGGAUGAAAUUGUAAAAUACAUGUCAAACUUACCUUGCUAUCUUGAACGUGGUGAACACAUCCAGGAGAAAGUUCUUAGUGUAGGGGUUCUUGACUGGGGGCGUCUAGAAAAAUGGCAGCACAAACAAAUAUCAAGCAGAAGUAGCUGGAAUCCACCAGUUAGAAGUAAUGGGUCUUCAUCUGAUAGUCCAUCUCCCCAUUUUAUCAAAGAUCGUAUCUCUCCUCGUCAAAGAUUACAUCGUCCUUCACUGCAGUCUCAUUUGCUAGCUUCUCCUCAUUCUCCAUUUGUUAAAUCCUUUGGAAAAAGUGAUGACAAAUGUCAAAAUCUUGAAUUUGACCGUAUCAACACCUUAAAUGGCCAGUGCAAUCAGCAUUCCUGUAAAACUGAUCAGGAAGUAAAGAUGAAAUGGUCAGAGAGGACAGAUCAGUCAAAAGUUCUUCAAGGCUGUAAAACUCUGCCAGGUUCACUAAACUGUGAGGUUGCAUCUUCUCAGUAUAGGGAGUUUGUUGGAGUAGAGAAAUCUCGUGCACAAGAAGAUUUUGCAGGUAACCAUGACGUCCUGGAAAAACCUGAAGCAACUGUCCUUUUGCCCACGAACUUACUGAAAAACAAUGAUACAGAAGUCCCUGGGCUUUCUGAUUCAACAUUAUUAUUAAGUCAAAAGUCCGAAGAAGCAAGUCAGAAGAGUUGCUCAGUGAAGAGGUCUUCAGUGAAUUUCCCUGCAGAGCUCAAACACGAUAUUCCAAACUCAAGCAAAACACUUUGUGAAGUUAAGGGAAAUCAGUUUCUUCUAAAGCAUAAUUGCACCAUAAAUGCAUUUAAUGCUUCUUGCUCUGUAUCCAGCUUAGCUACUGCAGGACAUAGUCCAUCCAAAGGUAGGAUAUCUGAAGCAAAAACAUCAGUUGUUGCACCUUCAAAUUCAAUGGUCAAGGACGCAUCUAUUGGGUUGGAUCUGAAAGCAAGCACCAGUGCUGUUGAAAAAGCAAGAAGUUCUUCGCCUUUCAGUCGUUUAAGCAUUGGCAUGGGUAGGAGGCGUAAAAGCUCCACUUCCAUGGGGAAUACAUGUGCAAAUGAUCAAGGUCCAACACAAAUAUCAGUCAAAUCUAAAUCAGUGAAUGCUAUGCCUUCCACUUACUCACAUGAUUUGAGGAAUGAGAAACCCAACACUACAAGCAGAGCCAGUUCCAGCCCUCUUCGAAGGUUGCUGGAUCCUUUACUAAAGCCAAAGGCUGCGAUAUAUCAUCAUGCCGUGGAGCCCUUAGAGAAAGACUUAAAUGACAUGGCUGAUAAAACAUAUAAUCGACAGUCAGAUUCAUCAACAGUACAAUUAAGGAAACUGAAGCUUGACAUGAGCAGAUGCAGAAAAAUCAGUGUCAACGAUUCAGCUCUGGACAAGAAGCAUGGACCUUCUGUGGUUCAUGCCUUUCUACAAGUUGCAUUUAAGAAUGGCUUGCCCUUGUUCACAUUUGCAGUGGACAAUAUCUCCAACAUUCUUGCAGCGACGGUGAAGUUAACCAGCUCCAGAAAAGAGAAAGGUAGCUAUAUUUAUACCUUCUUCACCGUUCAGGAAGUCAAAAGAAAGACUGUAAGUUGGAUAAACCAAGGCAGCAAGGGGAAAGGUCGUGAUUAUGUCUCCAAUGUCAUUGCACAAAUGACGGUUUCUGAUUCAGAGAUUUCCCACUUGACCAAACCAGAUGAGCCUUCUAUGAGAGAGUUUGUUCUAUUUUCUGUGGACUUGAGACAGGCAGAUCAGCAGACCUCAGAUUUCCUGCCAAAUGAAGAGCUAGCUGCUAUAAUUAUCAAAAUCCCCUCAAAAAUCAAGCAAGGCACUGAUACAACUGAGGUCAAAAGCUAUGCUUAUAACAACUCUACAGUGGGUGGAUCUAGAGAAUGUUCUCCGGAUGUAAAAAGUUAUCCUUGUUCCAAAGGAAGUGAGCAGGUUCGGCAUCCUGCUGGCAGUGAGUCCUUUAUUAGUACAACAGUUUUACUCCCAAGUGGCAUCCAUAGCCUCCCGAGUAAAGGUGGUCCUUCAUCACUAAUUGAACGUUGGAAUUCUGGUGGUUCAUGUGACUGUGGAGGUUGGGAUUUAGGUUGUAAACUUAGGGUUCUUGCCAAUCAGAAUCAAAUCAUCAAGAAAUCAAGUCCAUCUCAACCUUCAUCGAUAAUGGAUCAGUUUAAGCUUUUCCCUCAGGAAGGAGUACCAGAAAACCAUUGUGUCUUGAGCCUGGCUACUUUCAAAGAUACGAUAUACUCAGUUGAGUUCGAAUCUUCUUUAUCACUUCUGCAAGCAUUCUCCAUUUGUCUGGCGAUGAUAGACUGUGGGAACUCACGCGAACUCUCAGAAUCAAGUAUCUUAUUUGAAGCAAAGACUUCUGGAGAAUCAAAGUUAAUGCAUAAUGAUAGAUUGUGGACUCCUAAUCUAGCUGAAAGAGAGGCUCCUGCAGAACAUGUAACUUGUCCGCCACUUUCUCCUUUUGGAAGGGUCUAGCUCGUUAGAUGUGUAAAUGUUAUCAGGUAUACAUUUCCAGGCCCGGCAAUCCCAUUUUACUCUUGUUGAUCGGGACCUUUCUCAGAUAGAUCCAGAACCUGAAGGACCUUUUGUUUUUAGAAUGCUCUGUUCUUUAGUGGUCAAUCUAUACACAGAGCCUAAGGUCUUUGUAGCUUUUAAUAUUUUUUUCCUUAACAAUAGAGGCAAAAUAUAGUAUGUACUUCUAAGAAAACAAGUGUGCAUAUACAUGAGUAAAUUGUGUAAAA